This is a messenger RNA of Ogataea philodendri, 759 nucleotides long. RefSeq lists its product as uncharacterized. The transcript is spliced from 3 exons. Lineage: Eukaryota; Fungi; Ascomycota; Pichiomycetes; Pichiales; Pichiaceae. The record is from RefSeq and is a predicted model, not a curated record. Bases 1 to 759 code for a protein of 252 amino acids.
AUGAGAGUUUCCGGUAUCAUACUCUUCUUCGUCGGCUUUGUCGAGUCCAAGCUCGUCAUACGCAUCAUCUUCAACGUAUCCCAUAUCGGUCUUGGUUCCCUUACCGGCCAUCUUGAAGUAGUUAACCCAGAUGGUUCCCAAAUUGUCCCAUUUUUCUGUGUCCUGGGCGUUGAAAGAAACAAUUUGUCCCUUUGGAAUCAGCUCGUUGGUUCCACCACCGAUCACAUCGUAAGCGCACCAAAGGACUCUGGACGCUUACAGGUAAGGAAACCUGAGUUAAACCACAUGUCUGGCCAUUUCGCCAAAGAAUCUGUUUUUAGUGAUGCCCUCGCUAGGGGUUUUCAGUUGGAGAUAGUUGCGAUCGUCAUCGUUAUUGAGAUAUUGUCUGAAGAAUUUCAUGAUUCCCUCGUAAAGGAACGAGUUGGCUUCUCUGUCUCUGAAGAAGAGCGUCUUUGUGUCUCUGUAAGCAGGCAAUUGGAAGUAUUGUUCAAUGUUAAGCAAUGGAAUAGUAUCGGUAUCAAGAACAAUGAUCUCUUCGUACGAACUGAACAAGUAGGCCAGCAGCUUCAUAUACCAUCUUUGGAAGUAGUGCUUGUAACGGAAGAUGAUUGUUUUGGAGACGUCCACAAACGUGAGGUCAAGAGUUGGGGUCUUGGUAAACUUAGUUCCCUUAGGAAGUCUCAUCACUGGGUCUGUAGCAACCUCAACAAGUUUCUUAAUCGAGUUCAGGCUCAAGUCAUUGUUGUGGAAAAUCUGUAA